This is a messenger RNA of Raphanus sativus (radish), 1373 nucleotides long. Its product is annotated as E3 ubiquitin-protein ligase RHF1A. The record is from RefSeq and is a predicted model, not a curated record. The coding region runs from base 155 to 1087 and encodes 310 amino acids. The transcript has 7 exons. NCBI's taxonomy places the organism in Eukaryota, Viridiplantae, Streptophyta, Magnoliopsida, Brassicales, Brassicaceae. Gene Ontology annotation, molecular function: ubiquitin-protein transferase activity.
CUUUUUCCUCAUUAUUCUUUGCUUUGACUUAUCAGUCAUUCUUUUUUAUUAUGUGAUCACCACCAUACCUCCUCAUCUUCCUCCUCCUCUUGAUCUCAAAUCAAUCAAUACACAGCUUCUUCGUCAUUAACCCCACUCGCAGCCAAAAGCAACAAUGUCUAGUUUCACGUAUGCUUCUGCUUUCAACUUAUCUGAAAAGUCUCCCGCCAUUGCUUCUUCUUCUUCCUCAUCUGCGUUUGUUGAUGAUGAUACGGACGACGCUUGCAGCAUCUGCCUCGAGCCUUUCACUCUCCAGGAUCCUGCCACUGUUACAAGUUGCAAGCAUGAAUAUCACCUCCAGUGCAUCAUUGAAUGGUCUCAGAGAAGCAAAGAGUGUCCUAUUUGCUGGCAAUUCUUUGUCCUCAAAGAUCCUCUCAGCCAAGAGCUUUUGGCUGCUGUGGAUAAGGAAAGGCUGAUGAAAACAACCAGCAACGUGAGAUCUUCAUCCUCUCCAACAAUCAUUGGUCACUCCAACGAGGACGACUUUCACUCAGAGGAGGAGAGCAGCUUUGAUGAACAAUUCCUUAGGCAUCUCACUCAAGCUGCCCAUAGACGUUGUACAAGGGAGACUCCAAUAUCCUCCAAUGAUCCCACUCCUACUGAUAUGGCCAAUCUUGCUCACAUCCCCCAUGUUCAACAUCAGAAUGCAAACCCCCCGUCUCCUGCAUCUCCUGCUGUUACCAGCAAUGGUUCCAGAAUCUCCCCUGGACCUUCUCCUCCAUCCGAAGCAUCAUCUCUUCCGGAAGCCAUUAAAUCCAAACUAGCUGCUGCUUCCGCAAGGUACAAAGAAUCGAUCUCUAAGAGUAAACAAGGUCUCAAAGAGAAGCUGCUUGCUCGCAACAACUCAGUGAAAGAACUGAGCAAAGGAGUACAGCGUGAGAUGAACGCUGGAAUAGCUGGUGUUGCACGGAUGAUGGAACGCUUGGAUUUUGCUUCAAAGCGUUUCGGUGGGUCUACAACUUCCGGAUUCAACUUCUCUUUCAAAGGGAAGCGUGAAGAAGAAGCAGAUGCCACUUCCAACAUUGGGGGACAAAACCGAAUCCCAUAAGCUGCAGGGAGGAGGAUCAUUCUAAUUAAACCUAUAAUGCAAGCGAUGUAUAUUCUCAUGGAAUCAAGGUCUUAGCAUCCUGCAUUCUUCAGAGCUCUCUCUCUCAUGAUCUCUUCUCUCUCGUCUCUAUUUUUGCCAUAAAUAAGUAAAAUCCUUCCCUGAGUAAUACUUUUAUUAAUCGAUUUUCAACUCCUAGUCGGAGUCAAAACUUUGUAUUAGUUAAUAAUUACAAAAGGGGUUUUGUAACUUUGUAUUAGAUAAUAAUUACAAAAGGGGUUUUGUUAUA